Molecule: messenger RNA, 1862 nt
Organism: Styela clava
Lineage: Eukaryota; Metazoa; Chordata; Ascidiacea; Stolidobranchia; Styelidae
Product: thiosulfate sulfurtransferase/rhodanese-like domain-containing protein 2
Source: RefSeq, a predicted model, not a curated record
CAGAUAAUAUUAUAAUUAUUGUUUAAAAUGAAUGGUAUAUCACCAACAGAAAUUGUUGGCUUGGACGCUGUUGUUAUCAAAAAGCUGACAAAGCUGAUGCCAAAUAAUAAGGCAGUUUCUGAGAUGUGCAGAAAGAUUGCGUUUCAUCAUUUCCUCAUUCAAAAUGGAAAUAAUGCUAAUAAGGACAAUAUGAUAUGUUGUAAGGAAGUUUUCAAAACAAUCAAUGAUCUGAAAAAACAUGUUUCCACUCAUCAUUCAGACUGGAUAUCAGAAUAUGCAAACGACAUUGAAACACAAUUUUAUGAUUUUUUCAAAGGUUUUAAUAACCAAGAAAUUUUCGCUAAAGAAUAUAAUAUAAAUGAGUAUAAUGCAACGGAAAAAUUUGUAUGUUCAUGUAACGGCAAUUUUAAAGUGACACUAUAUUAUCUUUACACCGAUAUCAAAUCACCUUCUCAUGAAUCGUCAUGGCAACGAAGUAUUUGUCAGCACUUAAAAUUGAUUGGAAAAAUCAGAGUGGCUUCGGAAGGUAUAAAUGGAACUGCAGAAGGUUGUGAAUGUGCGAUUAAUCGUUAUAUUGUUAAAAUGUGCGAGCGUUUAACUCAACUCAAAAGAGAAGAUUUUAAGCUGAGUGAUGGUGAUGGGAAUUCUUUCGAAAAUCUAAAAGUAACAGAAUGUGAAGAAUUGUGUUCUAUAGGAAUUUCGCCUGAUAAAUUGAAAUCAACAGAUGGUGGAAAGCAUUUGACACCUGAGGAAUUCCACAUGGAAGUUCAAAAGAAAAGUGAUGACACCAUCUUACUGGAUUGUAGAAAUUUUUACGAAAGUAAAAUCGGCUAUUUUGAAAACGCAUUGAGACCAAAUUUAAGAAAGUUCAGCUACUUUCCAGCUUAUGUUGACAAGAACCAUGAGCUUCUCAAGAAUAAAAGAGUACUCAUGUAUUGUACAGGUGGAAUAAGAUGUGAAAGAGCAUCAGCUUAUAUUAAAAAAUCAGUGAAUUGCAAGGAAGUUUUACAGUUAAAAGGAGGGAUCCACAAGUAUCUGGAAAAAUACCCUGAUGGUCAUUACAAAGGCAAAUUGUUUGUUUUUGAUGAAAGAUACAGCAUAGGAGGGGAAAUGAAAACACCGGUAUCUAGUUGCAAAUAUUGUAACGAACCCCAUGAUAAAUAUAAGCUCUGUACAACAAAAUCUUGUAGACAACUUGUUCACUCCUGCGACUCUUGUAGAACAAAGGUGAAAGACGCUGAUCGGUUUUUGGCUUUUAAUCGAGUUCGACUUGACGAGAAAGCAACAUUGGCCAAGAUCGGGUUUCUGUCAGAGAAAACUGAAUCUAGAAAUUGUCUUGAUGUUGAGAGUGACAUUCGUCAGGCUAUAUCAUCAAAAACGGUGCCUAAUAUAAGAAACCCAAGUCCCGAGCGCAAGAUUCCUAUUGAUUGUAUACUAAAAAAACUUGGAUUUUUUUGUCUGUGGUUUGUUUUUGCACUCUAUGAAAGGUCGUACAAACAUAAUACAAUUCGAAACGCACUGAUCUACAGGAUUUCCAACUCAUUAAGUAAUUUUAGUGUUAAAUCAAUCGUAAUGUACAUAAUCAAUAUAAAUACUCAACAUUAAGGUGCUUUUUUUAAUUAUGUGAGGUAUUAAAGGUUUUCCCAUCUUGAUUGAUGGGAAUAUUGUCAUUGGUCUUGUUAUGAAUGAGUACUCCCCUGAGAGUCCACUUCAAUCUUAUGUUGUAUUGAUUUAUUGAUGUACAUGUUUUAUGUGAUUGCUUGUAUGCCAUAUUGCUACCAAUCGAAUAUUACAAAUAGCAUACUUUACUGUAGAAGUAGUAUAUUCUUCUGGAAUCAAAAUAAUACUGAUAAUAUUUAAAU